Chara braunii is the source of this 4212-nucleotide messenger RNA. The record is from the annotation of a GenBank genome assembly. Lineage: Eukaryota; Viridiplantae; Streptophyta; Charophyceae; Charales; Characeae.
UGGAAUCAUUAUGAUUGUGCAUCUAUCACCAUGGUGGACCUACGUAGUGGGAAGAGCACUAAUCCCUACACCCCUGAGCAACAAGAGAAGAUGGUCGCCUUAGUCAAGGAGAACAGGGAGAGAAAGGAGCGAGAGAAACAAGCGAAGCUAAAAGCUAUCGCAGACGAGCAGGCGGCGAAGAUGAAAGAGUUAGAAGAGGAGAUGGAGAAAAGGAAAAAGGCUGCUGAAGAAGAAGCGGCAGCAGAAGAAGAGAAAGAGAGGAUGAGAAUUGAGAGUAGAGAAGGGAGUAGUGGCGCGAAGGAGGAUAAAGAUGCAGAGAUGGAGAAGAAAAUCAGUGAGUGGGUUGCUAACUUAUCGUUGGGUGAAGAUGAGGAGGCGCAAAUGUAUGUGCCACAGGAAGAGAAGGAGGCGUUUGCCAGGGCCCUCGCAGUGAUUGAGGAACCCCUUGAACGUCAAGAAGCCGAGAAGGAGAAGAGACUGGAGUGGAAGUUGAGGAUGAAGAGGGAGAAGAAGAGAAGAAGGGAGGAAGCUAACCGGUUGACCGCAGAAGUGGAAAAGGUGCGGAUGUGUAGACAGGAAGUCCAAGCACAGACAGACGUUUCUGCCAAAAUGGACAAGAUGUUGGGAUACUUAGAGGUGUUGAGUGAGGCCUGGUUAGAGGAACGACAAGCCAAUAAGGGCCAAGACAUCACCCUGAAGGCCAUGCGGUCAGGGUUUAGAGAGUUCGUGCGCGAGAUCGUCACCCACAUUGGGGGCGAAGUCAGGCAACUGAGGGAUAAUGUAGGGAAGUACUGCGAAGGCGCCAUCGAGGGUGCCAAGGCUAUAGCUGCUGUAGAGGGCGAGGGCAGACCCCGUAAAGAGCCUGUCAAGCUCAAGUUCCCAGACGCGUACGGGGGAAAGAAGGAGGAGAACUUUGACAACUGGGAGGCCAGUGUCAACAGUUACAUUUAUUUGCCGCAUAUCCUAACAGAGGAGCAAGUCCUCGUGGCCUUCCAGGCCCUCAAGGAUGAAGCGGCUAAUAACGCCUUGGCGCAUUGCUGUCUCAGUGCUCCCGCGUUCGCGCGGUUAGUGAAAAAGGAGCAAUUAGAGGAACAGGUCUUUGUGGUGUACGUUAGACCUGCCACCGAGGGCAAGGAAGAGAUAAGUUCCACGGAUCCAACCAUAGCCAAAUUGCUGGAAGAGUUCAAAGACUUGACUGAGUCGCCGACAGGGGUAGUGUCGCGACCCAUCCAGCACAGGAUAGAGAUAGAACCUGGCAGUAGAACUCCCAAGGGAGCAAUCUACAUGAUGUUAGACGAACUCCUCGAGAAAGGUUGGAUCCGGCCCAGUUCAUCUCCUUUUGGAGCACCUGUUUUGUUUGUCCCCAAGAAGGAAGGGGAGCUGAGAAUGUGUAUAGACUAUAGGGGUUUGAACGUGAUUACUGUGAAGAAUGUUGAGCCACUGCCCAGGAUAGACGAUCUUCUAGAUCGGGUGCAGGGUUGUAAGUAUUUCACUAAGAUUGAUUUGAAGUCCGGUUAUCAUCAGAUAGAAGUCCAUCCUGAUGAUCAGUACAAGACUGCCUUCCGGACUAGAUACGGGCAUUAUGAGUUCAUAGUGAUGCCCUUUGGACUAACCAACGCACCAGCUACAUUUCAGCGUUGCAUGAAUGAUCUGUUUAGACCCUGGUUGGAUAGGUUUGUCAUAGUCUAUUUAGAUGACAUCCUAAUUUUUAGUAAGACCCUCCAGGAGCAUCAGGGUCAGAAGUGCGAGUGGGCCAAGACACAAGUUUUGUACUUGGGCCACGUAUUAGACGGAGAUGGCAUUAAGCCAGAGGACAGUAAGAUAGCGGCGAUUAGAGAUUGGGCGACGCCCCGCACAUUGACAGAGUUGCGGUCGUUCCUAGGCCUACAUAACUACUACAGGAAGUUCGUGAGGAACUUCUCCACUAUCGCCGGUCCCUUGCGCAGAUUGCUGAAGAAAGAGGCAAUCUGGCAAUGGGACAAAGACUGUACGUCUGCGCUCAAGAAGUUAAAGUGCGCGUUAAUAGAGUAUCCUGUCCUCAAAGUUGCAGAUCCGUCUUUGCCAUUUGUCGUCACCACGGACGCGAGUCAGUAUGGGAUAGGCGCCGUGUUACAGCAAGACGACGACAAUGGCUAUAGACCUGUAGAGUUCAUGUCAGCGAGGAUGCCCUGUGAGAAGGUCGCUACCUUCACGUACGAAAGAGAACUCUACGCUCUCAGGCAGGCUUUAGACCAUUGGAAGCAUUACCUGCUUGGGAGGCACUUCAAAGUGUAUUCAGACCAUAAAACGCUUAGAUGGUUAAAGACUCGGGCCAAGAUGACACCUAAGUUGACUAGGUGGGCCGCAGAGAUAGACCAAUUCGACUUUGAGCUCAAGCCAGUGAAGGGCAAGUACAACGUAGUUGCGGAUGCUCUGAGUAGGAGAUCAGACUACUUUGGAGCCGUAGUACACUAUCUGGAUAUAGGGAGAGACCUGCAGGAGAAAGUGAAGCAAGCGUAUGCACAAGACCCUAUCUAUAGCGACCUCCUAAAGAGAGUUAGGGAGGCCCCAGAGACUGAACCAGAUUACCGCACUACAGAUGGGUUGUUGUUUGAGAAGACUAAUGUGUUUGACCGCCUGUGCCUUCCCAACAGCGAAGAGAUCUGUAGUUUAAUCUUGGGGGAAUGCCACGAUACUGAGGGACAUUUUGGUUGGCAAAAGACAUUAGCCAAUCUAAUGCGUGCGUAUAUCUGGCCGGGGAUGAAGAAUGACUGCGUAGAUGGACAGUUGAACUGUUUGACUGGAUCAGGAAUGAAGUCUGCUCAGGAUUGUGCAGAGGUGCUGUCCUCUCUCUCUGGAUGGUGUUAUCCAGGCCUUUGUGAGGCAUGGCAGCUGCUUGAUGUUGACUCAUGCUACUGCCUGAAGCCCAUAACUGUUGGUCUUCAGUUCAAUCAGAAAUAUCAGGACAUGAAUAAAACCCUGGUGAUCCAAAACUUCACUAUCGAGAUUACUCAGCAGCUCAAUCUGACUACAGGCCAUGUAGAGAUCACGAAGCAAGGAGAUGAAGUAAGCAUGAUUGUAUUUCAGCUGCUUCCGUUGCGGCCUAAGAUUUUGUUUUCCAGCAAUGUCUCUGGAAAUUUUGUUGUCAACUUGUCAACUUUACGAUGGCCAAGGGACUACUUCAAAAGUUCUGAAUUUGAAGAGAUUAGAGCAGCACUUUGGAAGCACAAACUCUCUUUCCCGUCACUAGGGCAAUAUACUCUCGUACACGCAAGAAAUGGCGAGCUUCAUCCAGGUCCGCCACCAAGAAGUCUGUUUACAAAGCUUGGCCCAACUGGUCUGGUCAUUGUCCUCAUUGUCUCCCUUUCCUUACUUCUCAUAGCUGUGUCCAUGGUUGUGUACAUCACGGGUCAAGCAAGGUGCUCAGGGAAGAUAUUUCGAAAAAGUGCAGGAGUAUCAGAGAGCUAUAGAUAUCGGUUUGUCCAAAAGUUCACAUUGCGUGAGAUGCAGAAGGCUACGGACGAGUUCAACGGCUCGAACAUAGUGGGUGAAGGAAGUUACGGGAAGGUUUAUAAAGGGAGACUUUCUUCGGGAGCAGAGGUGGCCAUUAAGAGAGCUGAUCCUGAGAGGCGAUCUGGAACAUAUGAGUUCCAGAAUGAGGUGAAACUGCUGUCCAGAGUGCGUCAUCGCCAUUUAGUGCGGUUAAUUGGCUAUUGCAAGACGAAUGCUGAGCAAAUCCUUGUGUAUGAGUUUAUGGCAGGGGGAUCACUGCGAAAACACCUCGAAGCUGCAGAUGUUCCUCCAAUUGACUGGCAGCAGCGAUUAAAGAUUGCGAUUGAUGCCGCAAAGGGUCUAUACUAUCUUCACGUUGCUGCGAGUCCCCCAAUCAUCCAUCGUGACAUCAAGCCUGGCAAUAUUCUUCUGGAUAAGGAUAUGACAGCAAAAGUGGCAGACUUUGGCAUGUCAAGAGACAUUGAAAUGUCUGAAACUCAUGUAACAACAAGGCUAGCCGGCACCUUUGGGUACUGGGAUCCUCUGUAUCUUCAUACACAUCACCUUACAACAAAGAGUGAUGUGUAUAGUUUCGGUGUGGUGCUGAUGGAGCUUAUAACGGGGAAAUCACCCAGACAACUGGCAGAGGAAGAGGAAGAGCAACUGAGUCAAUGGGUAUGAAAAUCGCCAUUCUCUCCCCCCUACCCCCUUUUUGUUGUCUUAUGUUUUUUGCAAAGGGUC